Molecule: messenger RNA, 4648 nt
Organism: Plodia interpunctella (Indianmeal moth)
Lineage: Eukaryota; Metazoa; Arthropoda; Insecta; Lepidoptera; Pyralidae
Product: zinc finger protein 2-like
Exons: 8
Coding region: 182-1705 (507 amino acids)
Biological process (GO): regulation of transcription by RNA polymerase II
Cellular component (GO): nucleus; chromosome
Molecular function (GO): zinc ion binding; chromatin insulator sequence binding
Source: RefSeq, a predicted model, not a curated record
UUCAAUCAAACUAUCCAAGUCGAAUUACGUCGACGUUGUCGACCACUUACCAAAUUACAACAAUGGCGUCGUAAUAUUUUUGAAUGGAUCGCUGCCAAAUCGUAUCAAAGUUCUUGCACUUUUGUUUGGAAAGAAGAACGCAUCUUUAUUUUGAGUGGAGCGGCCAACAAAUUUCAGAAACAUGACUAGCAUCUUAGACCUGAAAUUGGUUAUAAACCACCUUCUAAAUGGAGAUCUUGAAGAGAAUUUGUGUAGGAUUUGUUUUCAACCUCUUGCUGAACUUCGAGAGAGUAUAUUCACUAAAAUAAGCAAAGAGGAUCAAGAUUAUUGUAUUGCUGAUGUGCUAGAAGAAUUAUGUGGCAUUACGUUUGAAGAAACAGACAAAUAUUUUGUAUGUCUGGAAUGCUUCAGAAAUGCCUCAAAUGCGUACAGUUUUUGCUUAAAAACAAAGCGUAGCAAUGAAAUUUUUGGUUUUUAUGUUAAUGAGAUUGAGAGCUAUGCUAACUCCGUUGUAUUACCCGACUCUAUAGCCCUAGAUAGUUUAUGUAUAUCAUUACCGGAAUUCACUCCGUCAACACCCGAUUUUGAUUAUAAUUUAGACGGAGUUUUGAAACAGGUUAAUUCAGAAGCGAAUGUCCCUAAAGGUGUUGUUAAAAAGGAGAAACAAGAAGAAGAAGAUACCAUAGUUAUCAUUAAGAGCGAAAAUGGGUUGCAGACAUUUUACAAACCUCUUUUGGACGGUAGUCUUGUCCAGAUUAAUAUGGAGAAUAAGAAACCUAAUGUGGUUACCACAGAGAAGAAAAUGAGGAAGAAGCGAGAACCAAUGCUGUUUAAACAAUGUAGCCGAUGUCCAAUCAAGUAUAGAUUUGUUGCCAAAUUAAAGGAGCAUAUGAGAACAGAGCAUGGAAUAGUUUUGUAUGCAUGCAAGAUAUGUCAAGCUCUUAUGGAAGAUGAAUUUGAGUUCCGCCAACACCUGAAAACCCACACAAACGUACACCAAUGUGAACUCUGCGACACCAUAUUCCACAAACGAGAAACUAUGAUUGCCCAUAUUAAAUGGCACGAAUCUAAAAUGAAUACAGAUGCGAAUUAUGUUUGUAAGGUGUGUGGAGAAAUAACUAAUAGCGAAGAAGAAUUGCAGGAGCACAGUGACAAGAAGCAUUAUAAGAAUUAUACCUGUUAUUAUUGUGGUAGGAUGUACAAGGGAAAGAUCAGUUUUGAUAAACAUAUAGAGAAACAUGAGAAGUAUUUGAAUGGAAAAGCGUUGAAACAACUUAACCCAGUCAAAACAGAUGAACAGGCAAACGUGAAGAGGUUCACCUGUGAGACUUGCGGCAGAAACUUCUUGGGGGAGAGGGCGCUAGUGUGGCAUAAGAGACUGCACACAAACGAACGACCUUAUACCUGCGAAGAGUGCGGUCGCGGGUUCGUGUCGGAGAACCGGCGCAAGCAGCACAGCGUGUGCGCGCACUCGGCGCCCGCGCGCCGCUGCCCGCUCUGCCCCGCGCUCUUCCAUCUCCGCUCUAUGGUCAACACGCACAUCAAGAAGGUGCACCUAAAAGCCCACAAGCGUCGCAACCGGUCGAGCCGCCACCAGCGCGCGAUGUGGCCCACGCAGCCCGUGCCCAUCCAGGAGCUCAGCGUCGACAUACAGAACCAGAUCUUGGAGCUACAAGCCUCGGGGGAACACGAGUUUGAGGUAUAAACAACAAAAUUCUCAAUUUUUUUUGGAGAUUUGGAGAUAUAGAUGAAAUAAGACUUAUUGUAUAAGAAUCAUUGUACAGUGUAUAUGAAAUUAUGUGAGACUAGUCUGUAAUUAUAUUAACAGUAUUUUUUGAAAUAAAGUGUUUUAUUAACAAAAUGUGUAGAACCAUAUAUAAUAAUAUUUCAGGAAGUUUGACAAAGAUAUUGAAAUGAAAAACAAAUUCCUUUUUGUAUGUACAUUUAUUCCGCUUUUUUUGUUCAAUUUUAAAUAUUUUUUCGAGAUAUAUAUUUUAUAUAUAAUCAAUUGGCUAUCGUUAUAUACAACUUACAAUGUACGAGUGUCCUGAAGAUACAUUUGAGUCUUAUAACUAGGUGGAAUCAUUGUUUAAAUCUAAACAUCUAAGAAAAUCGUGUACGCACACAUGCUUAGAAAAAAAAUAUCCAUUUACCGCUGAGAAAAUAAUUUUGAAAGUAGAAGAAAUCUCUUUUCCUGUUGGUAUUUAGAUGUAAAUUAAAUUUAAACCGUAUUUGCCUAAAUCCGAUAACAAAACAACACGAAUAAAUCCGUAAAUACAGUUUAACGAUACACGUUUUGAUGUUUUCAUCCUAUUAAAUGUAGCCUAGCCCACGAUUACAGUCCAAAAGUCAGUAUUUAUCACACGACGUCAUAGAUUUUAAAUAUUAUGGAAAGUCGGAAAAAAAAUGUCUGCUGUUACUAGAGGUAUUGAUUUCAUUUUGUAAGUUUCAUUACAUUAAUGAACUGUAAUUUUGUUCCACUACUGCCGUGUCACAAUUUGCACCACUGUUAACAUCAAUCGGUUCUCAAUAUAUGAAAAAAUGCGCCGCUAAAACUGUUUUCGGACAGAGCAAUAAAUAAAACUUUAUGGAAACAUCAAUCUCAUAUAAAAGUAUUAAAAAUACAAUAAACAAUCGACAUUGCAAUUGUUACUAACACGAUAAUGUUUAUAUUUCUCGAUUAAAACGCGGAAUUAUUAUGUUUAUCUAGGUUCACAUAAAGUGCUCGCUCGAAGCUAAGAUUUAAGUACCUAUUUUUAAAUUAUCUAUACAAAUAAUUUAGGAAAUAUUGAUAUAAAAUGAAAAAGUGAGAAUUUUAACUAUUGAUUGUAUAAAAAGAAUAUUUAUAAUGUGAAAUUAAUAUAAAAGCAUUUAUUUAUUCAUCUGUUUUCAUUUUUUAAACCUAGACUUCUUGCGAUUUAAUUAAGUGAACGCGUACAAUGAGGUAAAAACAAAACACUAAACAAUUACUACACGACAUGUCCUCCACUUUGUACCUGUUUUUAUCAUUUGCAAGAAAUAUCAUUAAAAUAAUAGAAAUCAAUGCUAUUUACAAUGGCUAUUUAUUAUAAUAUAUAUACAUAAUAGUAUGGUAUGUGAAAGCUGAUAUUAUAAAAUCUAAACUAAAUGUUACUCAAUAAUUUAAAUAUAAGUAUUUUCGUAGUGGUUUCGUUUAUUUUAUCUAUGUUUUACACAAAUAUUUUUGCGAGUGUAAAAAUCAUCGUAAAAUCAUUGGGUAUAUUAUUUAAAAUGUAUUUUGGAAAUUGAUAGCACCUUACAUUUAUUUAUACUAUGUAUCAUAAAAAAAGAUAUCGACCUAAAAAAGUACACAAAUGGCGUUAAAAUUAUUAUUAUAUGGGUUAUACGGGGGGUGCGCGAUUUAAAACAUAUAUGUCACGCUUUUUCAAAAUAUCCCCUUAAAUAAAUAAAAAAAUGUGCCGUUAUGUUCUUUGUAAAAUUCUUACUCGGUUGCUGUUAAUAUUAGCUGAAUGCGCGGGAAUAAUCAGAAGCAAUUUGAAGCAGAGACGCCGACGAUCUAAUAAUGGGACUCUAAUAUACUGCGCGAUAAGGUUCUUUAUUGCAAUUUCGCUCCAAUAUCGAAUGUAAAUUAAAAUUUACGUUAUAACAUCAGAAUAAUUUGAAGACGUCUUUGUAUAAUAUUGACUUCGAAUAUGUUCGCGAUUGCAGAUUAUACCAAUAUACCGGUAUAUUUGGCAUUUUGUGUAACUUCGUUGAACGCUUUCGUUAUUGGGUGAAAUAUUAAAAUAAUAUUUCUUGCAAAUGUGAUUAGUAGGUGUAUAGUAAAAGCUGAUGAGAAAGAGACAGGACCCUUGAUUAACAACAAGAAUAGUUUCAGAAAUUAUUUUUAUGUUUUAGUUGAUCACACUCAAGUUUUCAACACUCGAAGAUAAUACAAAAUAUAUCAAAAACUACUGAUUUAUUUCGGUGGUACUAAUCAAGUCUACUAUCGUAAAUCAAAUAAAUAUAAAAUUAUUCUAAAACAAAUUUUUGCUCAAGACUUAAAACACGGGUGUAAUUAAUUUUUUUCCUGUUCUUCGAAAUUUCCGGAAAAUCCUUCGACAUUCCCUACACCCGGUACCGGAAAUAUUAGUUUCGUCUGUGUUGUCUGUCAGUCACCUAAUAGAAGAAUAAAACAUAAUAUUGAUACAAAUUUUGACGUGUAAAUUGAGAAUGUCUCAUACAUUCUCUUUCAGUCAGCUCUUACUAAAAAUAUUCAACUUACAUGCCCCGGCGACAGCGACCUGCAAGCAAACACGGGUGCAUACGUUUGUAUGUAGCGCUUAACAAACUUAAACUAUCCGUAUAAACCAAAUGGGACUGCUGAUUCUGUUCUUAAUAUUCUCGUAACAUAUAGUAAUUCGUGAUAUUAUUAAAAAGUUAAGUCCAGUGGACUUACGGUUAAAAUGUUAGAAAAAUAUACAUUAAGGCCGCAAUUAAAACAAAUGCAACCAUUUCAACCUAAUGUGGGUCGCAAACCUAACCUAGUUUGGGUAGGUAUGCUUUAAUUUCUAUAUUUUUAUCGAUCUAUGGUAGCCAUCCGGAUUUUUUAGUCCCGAAUACCCCUGAUGACUCUCAAGACUACACCUUGAUUUUUACAAGUCGAAGAAAAUUUUAUUUAAGUCACCAC